Messenger RNA from Ceratitis capitata (Mediterranean fruit fly), 710 nucleotides. It is a transcript of the gene mRpL40, whose product is annotated as 39S ribosomal protein L40, mitochondrial. The transcript has 3 exons. The record is from RefSeq and is a predicted model, not a curated record. NCBI's taxonomy places the organism in Eukaryota, Metazoa, Arthropoda, Insecta, Diptera, Tephritidae. Gene Ontology annotation, cellular component: mitochondrial ribosome; mitochondrial large ribosomal subunit. Bases 63 to 647 code for a protein of 194 amino acids.
GUCAAAUUGGCAUUUGGAAAACACCUGAAUGUUAUAAUUCAGUUAUUUACUUUGGUUUCUAAAUGUCUUUAUUAGCAACUUUUAGCAAGUUGGCGUUACAGUCAUCACUUCGUCAAGUGAGUUGCACUGCCAUUAGCCGGCUUCAAGUAAGUCCAAUAUUGUAUGCCGAGCCUUUGAAGAAAAAGAAGAAACUCGACCCACAAAUUAUUAAACAACGAGAAGACAGACGUAAAAAGAAGUUGGAAAAGCAAAUUCGGCGUUUGGAAAAAAAUGCCAGGCAAUUAAAACCAAUAGAGGAACUUGAAGUUCCCCUUACUUUACUGGAUGAGAGAGACAAGCGUAUUCGGAAACUGGAACCAUUGAGUGAAGAAGAAAUUGAAAGAAGAGCGCGACUUACUAAGAAAUGGGCAACUUACAAGCAUCAAGAGAAAGUAUCCGACUUUCAAGCUAUAGACAGGCUGCUACAAUCCCAAAAUAGAGCUCUCAACGAGUUGAGGAAAGAAUCAGAAGAGCUUUAUCAAGAGGCUAUUCAAAUAGAUAUGACACUUUUACCUGCUAAAACGUGUGGUCCAGUAGCAACUCCACCAAUUAAAAAUUAUGUUAGUCCCGAUGGAGAUUACCACAAAGAAACAAAAAAAUGGGAUUAAGUUUAUAAAUUUGAAAUUUAUAUUACAUAGUUGUCGAAAAUUUUGAUAACUUCAUUUAUUCUA